CUCGAAGCACAGGAUCUUCCAGAAAUACCACCUCUUCCCGCUAGACCAACCUUCCACAUAUCCCCGAAAGAUAUCACAACGUAUAUCCAACCAUUGGUUUCGCGCCGGUGGAAAAUCGGUCUUAUCUACAGAGGCCGCGAUGAAGAUGAAAUGCUCACUUUGAACAGGCGUUACGAGUUCAAGGGCUUCCGCGGUGUCAUGGACUUUGUUCAAGGACAUCACGGUCGAAUCGUGCUCCAGUAUAACACUGUCGACAUUAUCUCGCACACGCAUUCAGCGUUCACCUUGCACCACGUAGAAAAUGGGGAUUCCAAGCUCGAAAAAGUUCCUGGGCUCACACGGCGCGAUAUACGAUUCGCUAUCAAGAUCGAGGAGUUGUAUGAAACAUUCAAGGAACAAGGGCGCACGCCGGAGUCCGUACCGGCAGCCCUUGGCGUGCUGCAGCACCAGUCUAUGUAUUCAGUGCUACGAAGAUAUGGCGAAGAGCGGACCGUCGCAAAGACGGAGGAUGGUCAAAGUACAUCGACAAGCAAUGCGAUGGAAUUACAGCGUGAGGCCUCAUUGAAUGCUGCUAUGGUCGCUGUUAAAAAUUACCAAGGUGACAACGAUAAGCGAAAGAUAGCUACAGAGGCUGCGCCAAAAUUCGCGCGGCGAAACCAUCGUGCUAAGGAUCCUCUCAAGAAUUCUUUUAUUCAAUUUCUAGGUUCACAACUAAGUCAAGAACGAAGAAGAUUACAUGAAACGAGUAGACAUAAAAGACACCCAGAAGAUCAUUAG
Molecule: messenger RNA, 777 nt
Organism: Suillus clintonianus
Lineage: Eukaryota; Fungi; Basidiomycota; Agaricomycetes; Boletales; Suillaceae
Exons: 2
Biological process (GO): tetrahydrobiopterin biosynthetic process
Molecular function (GO): 4-alpha-hydroxytetrahydrobiopterin dehydratase activity
Source: RefSeq, a predicted model, not a curated record